This is a messenger RNA of Ruditapes philippinarum (Manila clam), 930 nucleotides long. RefSeq lists its product as uncharacterized. The record is from RefSeq and is a predicted model, not a curated record. The annotation marks the transcript as partial. Lineage: Eukaryota; Metazoa; Mollusca; Bivalvia; Venerida; Veneridae. The transcript has 4 exons.
AUAUGCAAAUUAAUAAGAGAUGAUUUUACCUGGUGAAAACUAUUAACUUGCAAAUGUACAAUGUACUGAGGCAACAAUUAAAGAGACUUCAUGAUAAGGCCAUAGUUCAUGACGGACUGAUUUUAUCUAAAUGUGAACAUAAAUUAUUUGCGUAGUGUAUUUCUUUUAAAAUCCAUACAUUAGCGUGAAAUGUUAGUUUUCAAAAAGCUGUUGCGUGUCAAUUCUCGUACUGUUUAGGAAAAGAAAAGGGGAAAAAUGACGUUAUUUUAUGUGUAUACUUAUUUGCUGAUUAUAUACGAAGCAAGUGCUGUAGUAAACUUCAGGAUAACUAGUUUUAAAACGUGUACAUCGUCUAGUUCUAUUUUGGAUACCGUCAAUGGAAUCACUGUCAAACAAUGUGUAGAGGAAUGUUCGUCACUUUUCGGCUGUUCAGCUGUCAACUAUAAACGGUUUUAUAAACGAUGUGAACUUCAUUCAAAUCAGCACGAGAACCGCGUGGCUCGUCCCGGCGAAUCGUGUGUAUAUAUAAAAAGAUCAGACAUGCAAGGUGAAGAUUUGUCGACAGGCGGGUGUCAAGGUUGUGAUGAUGGGGACACUUGUGACAACACCAAGUGCGUCCCAAAAUCAUGUGCCGCCUUUGAAGUGAAGAAUGGUGUUAUACAUGGCAAUAUGAAAGCAGUUGGGUCACGCGUAGAAAUCGCUUGUUACAAACUUUUCAAGGACAUUUCUGGAAAGACGCAUGCAGUCUGUCAGAGAAAUGGGUCGUGGACACACCGUCCGAAUUGCACACUGGGUUACACAUACAUGGGUUGCUAUCAAGACACAAAAGAUAGAAUUCUUUCCGAAAAACAUUUCUCAUCUAGAUCAAUGACGACAGAGAUGUGCGUUAUGGAGUGUUUUGACUCUGGUUUUAUAUAUGCCCAAACCCAG